CCCAGCGUCAUAAUUCUGCCGAGGGAGGAGGGCGGCCGCUGCCGCAGAUGGUGGCUGUCAGAGAUCUGGGUCACGACACUAAAGAUUAAGAGGGUGACAAAGAGGCGGCUGCUUACACAGCGCCCGCCGCUAAGCUGCCUUGAAGAGAGCAAGGCAAGAGCCCCGCUGCCCGCAGAGCUGCUGGAGCACCCACCGCCUCGCCAGACCUCGGGGCACCCACCGUGGUGGAUCCGGAGGGAGGGGAGAGGGAGAGGUUGGGAACGCCGGGUACGGGAUGGCUGCGUCACCGGCGGGGUCGGUGGUGAGCGCCGGACUGGAUGAUAGCCCCACGGGGCUGAGCCCGGCUCCUGGCAAGGCGCUGAGCCCCGUGCUGCUGUGCAAGGUGUGCGGGGACACCAGCAGCGGGAAGCACUACGGCAUCUACGCCUGCAACGGCUGCAGCGGCUUCUUCAAGCGCAGCGUCCGCAGGAAGCUCAUCUACAGGUGCCAGGCGGGGACGGGGCUGUGCCCGGUGGACAAGGCACACCGCAACCAGUGCCAGGCCUGCCGGCUCAAGAAGUGCCUGCAAGCCGGCAUGAACAAGGACGCCGUGCAGAAUGAGCGCCAGCCCCGCAGCACGGCCCAGGUCCGGCUGGACAGCAUCGAACUGGACGCCGAGCUGCCCCCCGAGCACGUGGCCACCACCCACGAGGUCCCGCCGACCCCCUGCCCAGCUCCCCGCGGUCCCGGCGCCACCGUCGCCGUCACCCCGGGUCCCCGCGUGCCCACGCCGCCCACCAACCACCGCUUCAUGGCCAGCCUGAUGACGGCCGAGACCUGCGCCAAGCUAGAGCCUGAGGACGCCGAUGAGACAGUGGACGUGACGGGCCCCGAGCCAGAGCGGGCGGGCGGCGAGUACCAGGUGGCACCAUACCCGGCGGCCAGCCCCGAAAACGUCUAUGAGACCUCUGCACGUCUCCUCUUCAUGGCGGUGAAAUGGGCCAAAAACCUGCCUGUCUUCUCCAACCUGCCCUUCCGCGACCAGGUGAUCCUGCUGGAAGAAGCGUGGAGCGAGCUGUUCCUGCUCUGUGCCAUCCAGUGGUCCAUGCCCCUGGAGAGCUGCCCGCUGCUGGCUGUCCCCGAACUCGCCGCCGGCAAACUGCUGCCGGCCGCCCUGGACGUCCGGGCGCUGCAGGAGACCCUCAGCCGCUUCAAGGCGUUGUCUGUUGACCCCACCGAAUUCGCCUGCAUGAAGGCCGUGGUGCUCUUCAAACCAGAGACCCGCGGCCUGAAGGACCCCGAGCAGGUGGAGAACCUGCAGGACCAGUCGCAGGUGAUGCUGGGCCAGCACAACCGUUCUCACUACCCCGGGCAACCCGUCAGGUUUGGGAAGCUGCUGCUGCUCCUCCCGGCGCUGCGCUUCAUCUCCUCUGAGCGCGUGGAGCUGCUCUUCUUCCGCCGGACCAUCGGCAACACCCCCAUGGAGAAGCUGCUGUGUGACAUGUUCAAGAACUGACUCC
This is a messenger RNA of Aquila chrysaetos chrysaetos, 1499 nucleotides long. RefSeq names its product nuclear receptor subfamily 2 group E member 3 (gene NR2E3). Bases 275 to 1495 code for a protein of 406 amino acids. The record is from RefSeq and is a predicted model, not a curated record. The transcript has 9 exons. Gene Ontology annotation, molecular function: RNA polymerase II cis-regulatory region sequence-specific DNA binding; zinc ion binding; nuclear receptor activity. NCBI's taxonomy places the organism in Eukaryota, Metazoa, Chordata, Aves, Accipitriformes, Accipitridae. Gene Ontology annotation, biological process: positive regulation of transcription by RNA polymerase II; anatomical structure development; negative regulation of transcription by RNA polymerase II.